CUUGAUACAAGACGCCCGAGUUCCCGUCGUAAAUGAAUGGCGCAGUGCGUCGCUUUUCUUCUUCCGCCAAUCACGCGGCGCGUUGACCCAAAUAACGCGAGUCCUUUGAGCAUUUGGAGAGCAAACCUGCACGGAGCGGUGAGAGAAACAGUCUGGGAAUUUCUAUAUGAUAAAUUAUGCAAAUAUACAACUCGGCAUUAUGGGUAUAGCAACAUGAAAGAUGAUUGAAGAACAAAGCGUAACAACACAGAGGCUGUCGAAUGUCUGCUGCUCUUCUGAAUUACCGUUAGGUAAAUGUGAAUCUCCUCAAAUGUCCCAAGCGGACAGCGAGGUUUGAAGCCGCCACCGAGUGGUGUAUCUGUUAUUGUGAGCCGAGGAGUUUGCAGAGCCGGGCUUCUGUUACAUUGAGCUUUUGAAUCCCCUGCGGAGCUGUCGAAAAGGAGUCGGAGUGACCAGAAUGGCCAAUAUAGCAGUGCAACGAAUUAAACGUGAAUUUAAAGAAGUCCUCAAGAGCGAGGAGAUAAGCCGAAAUCAAAUCAAGGUCGAUCUCGUGGACGGAAAUUUCACCGAACUGAGAGGAGAAAUCGCAGGACCUCCGGACACGCCAUACGAAGGAGGGAGGUACCAAUUGGAAAUCAAAAUCCCCGAGCCGUAUCCGUUCAGCCCUCCAAAAGUUCGGUUUAUUACUAAAAUUUGGCAUCCCAAUAUCAGCUCAGUGACCGGCGCGAUUUGCUUGGAUAUUCUCAAGGAUCAGUGGGCAGCCGCCAUGACCCUCCGGACGGUGUUGCUAUCGUUGCAAGCGCUGCUGGCGGCUGCGGAACCGGACGACCCUCAGGAUGCGGUGGUGGCUAAUCAGCUGAAGCAGGACCCGGAGAUGUUCAAGCAGACGGCCCGCCUCUGGGCACACGUGUACGCCGGUGCACCCCCCUCGAGUCCCAAGUACACUAAGGACAUCGAAAAGCUCUGCGGGAUGGGCUUCGACAGAAACGCCGUCAUCGCUGCCCUCUCGUCCAAGUCCUGGGAUGUGGAAUCGGCCACCGAGCUGCUUCUAAUGAACUGAGGAGCGACACGUUUUGACUGGACAACAAGCAUCACAUUUUUUUGGUUCCUUACAAAUGCUCUCCUGUUCCCAUUUAAUGUUGUUGUUUUUCUGAAUAUGAAAAAUGUGCUGUUGUAAAAACGAUCGGUUGAGAAGUGAGCGCUUGGGUGUCUUCUAUAAAGCAUUAACGGACAGGACUCAAAGUUCGGCUCAGUUUUUCUUAACGGGCAGUUGGAAAAUAUUUUGUUGCGGUGGAGAUCCAUUAUGUAUGACCUUUUAGAACAAUUGAUUUGGCUCUGUAAGCACAAGAGAAUUGGUCAUCAAAAAUUUGAAAGAAACUACAAGACUGCAGAUUGACUGGGCUGAACCUGCAAGACGAACCCCGCUUGUCUUGCGUCAUCUGAAUCGACAUUGAGACUGCCGUUAGCUUAGAAUGUAAAGGAGAGGGGGUGUCCAGCUCCGAUCGUGGAGGGCUGCACUGGCUGCAGAUUUUCAUUCCACCAACCCUGUUAAUUAUUGGCCAAUUACUAUUGAUAAUGAAAUGAAUCCUUUAUGAUACUAAUUUUAACUGACUUGCCUUUCAAGACUUAAUUGUUUUUUCCUUAAUCAGAAUUCAAACCAUAAUGGUAUGCAAAGCGGGCCAACCUGCUUAGAUUUGCAUCUGUGCGUUUAUCAGGUGAACGUCUGGGAAAUAUCGAACUGUUUUGGCCUUUGAAUCUUUUAGAUGGUGCCGUCAGAAAAAAAAAAAAAAAAGAUAAGAAAAUGUCUGAUCUGGCAGAAUAUGAGCAACAACAAGCCAUGCAAUUGAAUAACUGGUUUGACUAGCAAGGAGAACUAUAGCUUUUAAUUAAAAAACUGGCUGGAUUUUGAGUUUGCUCGUUUUAGUUGUCCAUGUUGUUGGCUCACUUUGCAUUUCAUUUCUGUUUAGAUAUUUUAUUAUUAAAAAAAAAAAUUAAGAGGCGUUAAUCAAAGAUAACUAAAGACAAUCUAAUCUGUUCAAUUAGCAGCAGUUUACUAAUGGAGAAGGCGGCUGAAUCUAAAACCUGCAGCCCCCUUAGAGCCGAGUUUGACACUUUUGGGCGCUAAUUUAGACAGCGCAGACCGAUGGACAAAAUAACCACAGGGAAAGAAAACCUAUUACAGUAAGUUUAGGAAGGAUAACGAUAAGUAAUCAGAAAGAUGGACAACUGGACAUCGGUACAGUAAUGGGAGGAUCAGACAAGUGAAUCGCACCAGAUGACGGCUGUGCAUGUGAUACUUUGUGUCUCCAAAGUUUUAGAAUAAUGAUAACGUUUGCUUUUUCAUUUUAUACAUGUACAGGAACAUAUCCGUUCACUAAUGCUAUAGUAAGUAGAAAUACAAACCACUAUGAUAAAUAAAUAAUAACGGACUGACAGUCUACUAUAAAGGACAAUCAAACGGGAAGACCACCUGACAGACGUAACGUAAAAGACAAAUCGUGAGCACACUGACCUCGUUUAAAAUUAAGGAGGGGGUUCUGGUUUUCAUAUUUUUUUUACAGGCUAUUGAUUAAAGUAAAUAGCGCUGAUGUUUUUUGAAAUGAUGGCAGCUGACCUGCAAGUUUUUAUUGUGUCAACGUGACUUUUUCCACACUCCUAAUAUUAAGUUAGCUUUUUUUUUUUUUUCCUUUGGGUGUCACUUUUUUAACUUUAACAUUUUAUUUGGUUUUGGCAAUCCCGUCAUCAGAUAAUUAUUAUUAUUUUUAAACAGUGUUACUGUUCAAAUUUAUUGUUCAAAAAGUGGACACCAUUAUAAUACACUAGGGCUCAACUUUAAGAUUAGGCACCUAAUCUAAAAUUUUAAAAUUAGGGACCCUGGUGUACCUGGCCUUACCUCUACGAACCUUAAGUUUAGGGUUUGUAGUAAGGGCUUUUGUUGUCCGCUCUGUGAACAAGACCCCAAAUUUAUAGUGAUCAGUUUUACAUCUUUGACAAAUGUAUUGCUAAUAGACUGUGAAGUUUAUUUUGGACGUUGCACAGCGCUGAGCGUUCACUUUUCCUGCUAUCCUCGUGUCAAACUGCGCAUGUCAUUUAAAAAUGUUAAUCCAUUUCAUUUACCGCAGCAUUUUAUCUGCAUGCUCCUGUGAACACUCGUUUUUGUGAUUCUCUGUUACAUCAGCGAUAACGAAUGAAUUUAGGAACAUUUGUGUUUGAUUUACAAAAGGUUUACUAGAAUAAUUAUUACUGGAUACAAUCUUCUUAACGGACUGAUCAUACAAGGUGCUGCCCCCCCCCCAAAAAGCAAAUUUAGGCAACUUAUUUGGUGAAUGCCUUUACAGUAUAUUUAAAUUUGGGUGACACUUUUAUCCAAAGUAACUUAGAGAUAUUUUAGAUACAAUCGGUUACAUUUGUUUUUUUUUCCGUUUGGAGGACAGGUGGGUGAAGCGACUUGCUCAGGGUCACACAGAGCCAGUGGUAGGAUCUGAACAUCCACAGCUUUAAAGUUUGAAGUCCAAAGCCUUAACCACUGCACUACCCUGCCUGCCUUUUCCCAGGGAAAUGUACAAUAUCUGGAAUAGAACUGGUUGCACUCAAGUCUUUUUUUUUUUUUUUUUGCAUUCUGAGCAUGCGCAGGUGUUAGUGACUUGCUGCUGGUCACACAGUGUCAGUAGAAGGAUUUGAACCCACAACCUCAGGGUUGUCCAAAGCUUUAACCACUACAACCACCUGUCAGCAUUAAAAAAAGUCUGUCAUAUAUGGCUGCGUUAGACACACACGGUUAUUUUGAAAAGUUAAGAAAUGAGUAAAUGCACCCUAUAUAUUAUCCGAUUUUAUUUUUAAAUAAAUGAGCCAAUGCGUCCAGUGUUUGUGGUCA
Molecule: messenger RNA, 3874 nt
Organism: Polypterus senegalus (gray bichir)
Lineage: Eukaryota; Metazoa; Chordata; Cladistia; Polypteriformes; Polypteridae
Product: ubiquitin-conjugating enzyme E2 K-like
Exons: 1
Coding region: 458-1060 (200 amino acids)
Biological process (GO): proteasome-mediated ubiquitin-dependent protein catabolic process; protein polyubiquitination
Cellular component (GO): nucleus
Molecular function (GO): ubiquitin conjugating enzyme activity; protein binding
Source: RefSeq, a predicted model, not a curated record